Saccoglossus kowalevskii is the source of this 590-nucleotide messenger RNA. RefSeq lists its product as uncharacterized. Gene Ontology annotation, molecular function: phosphatidylinositol binding. Gene Ontology annotation, biological process: protein targeting to lysosome; early endosome to late endosome transport; endosome to lysosome transport. The record is from RefSeq and is a predicted model, not a curated record. NCBI's taxonomy places the organism in Eukaryota, Metazoa, Hemichordata, Enteropneusta, Harrimaniidae. Gene Ontology annotation, cellular component: early endosome; late endosome.
UAAAUAUGUUCGAGAGUUCUUUUGUUUAGACGAACCACCAGGACCACAUGACAGCUUGGAAGAAAGUCGAGCAUUAUGCGAGAGUCUUGAAGAUGCUGUUUACCAUCUAAGGCAUGAGGUUGCGAAAAAAGACAAAUUAAUUGGUCGUCUUACCGAAGAAGUUGUGGCAUUGAGAGAGGAAAAUGAACAAUUGCUAAAAUCGUUACGUAGCGAAAAUAGUUCUUCAAGCUUCCGUCAAUCUUCGCCCCCACCUGAGAGUGAGAGUAGUCUGGCUGAGUGUGAAUACCCAUCUGCUGUGGAGGCCGACCAAUCACAUACCAAUGAAGAUAGUGACAAAUCAAGCAUUCUGAAAAGUGAUGUAUCAAGUAGAAUGUUGGAAGAGAUAACAGUCGUCACUUUGAAAAAAACAUUCCGUGUUAGAUUUAGUGAUAUCGUUAACGAAGUUGAAUGCAUAUCAAGUCUGGAAUAGUGUCUACAAAUUCUGCUGUGUCUUAUCUGUGACAGUUGCUAUUGGUUACAGUAGUGUAUCUUUCAUGCAGUCUGAGUGGAUCAACAUCUCCAUCUAUCUGUCAUCUCAGAUUUUGAGGUGA